This is a messenger RNA of Trichoplax adhaerens, 1902 nucleotides long. RefSeq lists its product as uncharacterized. NCBI's taxonomy places the organism in Eukaryota, Metazoa, Placozoa, Uniplacotomia, Trichoplacea, Trichoplacidae. The transcript is spliced from 15 exons. The record is from RefSeq and is a predicted model, not a curated record. Bases 1 to 1902 code for a protein of 633 amino acids.
AUGGAUUACCUACAAACAACUAAGGUAGAUAAGGUCACAUUGAAAGAUAGAUUUAAUCCAAGCUUUGAAAAUAACGGAACGCUUCAUUUAACAGCAACCCAUCUAAUUUUUAUUAAUCCUGCAGUUAAUCCAGAACUAUGGUUAUCUUACUCGCAUAUAGCUACUGUGGAGAAGCAGCAAAUUAGUAUUAAAGGAGCACCACUAAAAAUUGUCUGUAAAGAUUUUCGUGUCCUAAACUUUGUCUUCUACAAGGAGCGUGAUUGUCAAGACGUUUAUGUCUCACUACAAAAUUUAACAAAACCAGUAAAUUAUGCGGAAUUGCACGCCUUUACUUACGAACCUCCUGGUAGUAAAUGGCCUAGAUCUGACGGAUGGAAUAUUUUCGAAUUCGAAGCUGAAAUGACUCGCUUAGAAGUACCGAGUGAUUUGUGGAGGAAAACAGAUAUUAAUAAAGAUUAUAAGCUAUGUCCAACCUAUCCUGAAGUCUUGUAUGUGCCAGCGACAGCUACAGAAGAGACUCUAACCGGUAGUGCAUCUUUUCGUAGCAGAGGUAGACUACCCGUUUUGACUUAUUACCAUAAAUACAACAAGACUGCCUUAUGCCGCAGUAGUCAGCCAUUAACAGGAAUGCGGGGAAGAAGCGUAGAUGAUGAACAAUUAUUACAGGCUGUAAUUCAAUCAAAUCCGAAGUCUCCUGUUAUGUAUAUAGUAGAUACCAGACCUAAGAUUAAUGCUAUGGCGAAUAAGGCUGCUGGCAAAGGUUAUGAAAAUUUGGACAAUUAUCCUAAUGUUCUAUAUCGAUUUCGUGGAAUACAAAAUAUUCAUGUUAUGCGAGAGAGUUUGCAAAAGUUAUCGGAAGUUAUAGAAAAUCCUGCGCUAAAUGCUGGCGAAUUUUUCGAUUCUUUAGAUAGUAGUAGUUGGCUUAAGCAUAUUAGAUCAGUAAUUGAUACGUCUAGAUUUAUUGCCCUGGCAAUGCUAAUGGAUAAUGCAUCAGUAUUAUGCCACUGUAGUGAUGGAUGGGAUAGAACUGCUCAAACAUGUGCUUUAGCAUCGUUAUUUCUUGACCCAUAUUACAGAACAAUUAAAGGCUACCAGAUAUUAAUUGAGAAAGACUGGCUUGCAUUUGGCCAUAAAUUCAACUGCCGUUGUGGAUUACUGCGCCGUGAAAACCGCGAAGUUUCGCCUGUAUUCACACAAUUUAUAGAUUGUACAUGGCAGAUAAUGCAACAGUUUCCGUUCGCAUUUGAAUUUAACGAACAAUUUCUUUUAACUAUACAUGACCAUGUUUAUUCUUGCCAGUUUGGAAAUUUCUUAGGAAACUGCCAACAGGACAGAAGGAAGGAGUCACUUUCUGAAAAGACCUAUUCAUUGUGGGGUUAUAUGUGCAAACAGUUGGCAACAUAUUUGAACCCUUACUACGACCCAAACUUUAAUGCAGAUAAAAGAGGAAUAAUUAUUCCAUUGAUAAAUCCUCAGUGUAUAAGAUUCUGGUCGGGUAUGUAUAAUAGACAUGCUUUCGCUCAUUCUAAGUCUGAAACAAUAGAGGAUCGAGCUACCAGAAUUUAUGCUGAUAAUAAGAAAUUGGAGAAAGAAAUCUCAGCUAUAUCCGAAGAAAUUGCACUUUUAGAAAAUAAAAGCGCUGAGGGUCAAGUAAAUGGAUCAAUUUGCGAAAAUCCAGAGGAUGAAGAUGAAAAUUCUAAUUUACAACUAAAUCAUGAUCUGAAGACGAUGGAUAGCUCUACUACCGAAAUAGAUGUACAGCAAGCUACAGAAAUAGUAGACAGCAAUACUCUUUCAGAAUUUGAGCAAUUAGCUGUCCAGGAUUCUAUUAGUGACGGAAACGAAGUAAAAAACACAGAGAUGACUAAAGAUGUAAAUUAUACUAUUUCCGAUGAGGCUUAG